Messenger RNA from Coffea arabica (coffee), 489 nucleotides. Its product is annotated as protein BOLA4, chloroplastic/mitochondrial-like. Gene Ontology annotation, biological process: iron-sulfur cluster assembly. Lineage: Eukaryota; Viridiplantae; Streptophyta; Magnoliopsida; Gentianales; Rubiaceae. Gene Ontology annotation, cellular component: chloroplast. The record is from RefSeq and is a predicted model, not a curated record.
AUGGCACUGUUGACGCAGCCAAACGCGGUGACUCUGUGGGUAUGCAGGUGUCGUCUCUUUUGCUGUCGUACUCUCGUUUCUCUGCCAGCAAGACGAGAAGGACGUCAUUUCAGUGCUCUUAUAUUCUCGAAUGUGAAGUUUUCCUCUUGCAUUGGAUUGACGGCUGUUCCUGUCGUAUCUCGUCGGCAAUUCUGCGUUCGUGUGGCAACUGGGGUCAAUGAUUUCGGCUCAGUGGACUCUACUUUGACCCAGUCCAUGGGGAGGAAGAUCAAGGAACAGCUUAAUGCGGAAUCCGUCAUAGUAAAGGAUUCUUAUGGUGAUGGUCGCCAUGUAAGCAUUGAUGUAAUCUCUACAACUUUUGAGGGUCAAUCUGUUGUGGGUAGGCAGAGGAUGGUAUACAAAGCUCUAUGGGAAGAACUUCAAAACACAGUGCAUGCAGUUGAUCAAAUGACCACAAGGACUCCUGUAGAAGCAGCAGCAGAGGGAUAA